Molecule: messenger RNA, 4206 nt
Organism: Vitis vinifera (wine grape)
Lineage: Eukaryota; Viridiplantae; Streptophyta; Magnoliopsida; Vitales; Vitaceae
Product: protein OBERON 4
Exons: 2
Coding region: 389-4036 (1215 amino acids)
Cellular component (GO): nucleus
Source: RefSeq, a predicted model, not a curated record
GCUUUAAAAGCCAUACUGUGCGCUUUACGCACCUUGCGUAUCCAAGCUUCUCUCUCUCUCUAAAAAAGGUCUCUCUCUCAUUAUCUAUGGUUAAAACUGCGUUGACUGACAGAUGAACAAACUUCGCCCUCUUUGUUGAAUGGCGGUUGACAUCGCCGGAACCCUAACUCCGGUGAACAUCCGGCGCAAGUUUCUGCCUUUUUCUCCGGCCUUAGCUCUGUGGUUGGCGGUUGGUAAUUGUUUCUCUCUAUGAGUCUCUCGUCGUUCGCCGUUCGAUGCUCGAAUCUAGGGUUUUGAGAGGUUCGAGGGUUUGGAGAGGUUGAAUUUCGUUUGAUGUGCUGUCUUUGUUGUUGUACUGUUUGUGUGAACCGUUGUUUUGGCGUUGAGGAUGAAGAGAAUGAGGUCCAGUGACGAUCUCGAUUCGAAUUCGAAUUCGAACCGGUCGUCGUCGUCGCAUCGGGCGUUCUACUUCAAGUCGGAGAAUGUAAGGAAGGGGCUGCUGUCAUCGUCGUCGUCGUCGCGGUACGACCGCGAUCGAUCCGCGGAGGAGGAUCGAGAGAGCUCGAGAUCGGUGCGGAAGCGGUUGGAUCACGAUUCCGAAGGCUUUGAUCGGAGAAAGGGAUUUGAACGGUCCAGGGAUUUGGUUUCAUCGCCCCGGAGUGGGUACGGAGGCGAUAGAGAUCGGAUUCACCGGUCGGAGAGCUUUGGUGGGGCGAGGAGGGAGUUUCCGAAGGGGUUUCGAUCGGAAAGGGAUCGAUCGCGGCGAGAAGGAAGCGUUUCUUCGUGGCGGAGAUUUGGGAGUAAGGAAUUUGAGGAAGGGAGAGGGAGUAGAGGUGAGUUGGAGGGUAGAGGGAAUGUGAGGAGGGAUGUGAAGUCUCCAAAUUGUUCGAAAGAAUCUGGGAGUGAGCAAUCGAGGAUUAGGUCGCCGAGGGGAGUGAGAGAGGGGAAGUCGCCCACGUGGUCGAAGGAGUCGGGGAGUGAACAGUCGAAGAUAAAGUCCCCUACGGGGUUGAAGGGAGGGAAGUCCCCGACUUGGUCGAAGGACUCGGGAAGUGAGCGGUCCAAGAGCGUUGAAGUCAAGAAGGCGGAGGAGUUGCAGGCUGAGAGUGGUAGUAGCAGUGAAAUGGAAGAAGGGGAGUUGGAGCCUGAACCCGAAGCACUGCCUUGUGGUGGGUUGGAUUCGGAUCAUAAGGAGAAUGAGAGUGAAGACCCCGUGGAGGAUGCCAAUGCAAACGUAGAGGUUGAAGGGAAAGCAGUGUCAGAAAAUGUAGCAGAGGUGAAGAAUGAAAUUGCUUCUGAGGGGAAAACAGAAGCUGGAUCUCCUUCGAGCCAUGAGACAGAAAAAGAUGCAGGGAAGGAAGUUGAUGAGAUGUCAGAUUGUGAGAAGGUUUCCAAUGAUAGAAUGAGUGGGAGUGGAGAUGCAAUUGAAGAUGGGGUGGGUGAGAAUAAUGGUGGCAACAAGGAAGAAGAAUGCUCCAGGGAGAAUAGCAGUGGUAAGGAGGAGGAAGCAGGAAAGGAAGAAUUCGUUGAGAAAAUAUUGCCAUUGGAAGAGGAUCAAAAGGAACGGAAGGCGCGCAAGGAUAUAGAUCUUGAGGUUGCAGUGAGGGAUAUUGAUUUGACAGAACCCAGUAAGGAAGCUGCAGGAGAAAAUGGAGUUCCUGAAGUAAAUUUGACCCUUCUGUCGGCUGGUUUCAAGGAUAAGGGCAAGAGUGUGGCUGUUUCACCUUCUGAUGUUGAUGACUCCGCAGAGGAAAGGGUGUGGAUGGAAAGAGAAUUGAGAGAUCCUUUAACCUGUCGGGAUGCUGAUAUGGAAGGACCAAGUACUAGGGGCUUUGAGUUGUUCUCUAGUUCCCCUGUUAAGAAAUCAGAGAGGUCUGACCAAUCAGGUGCUAAUAAGCAUAAAGAUGAGAAGCUUUCACUAGAGCCUCUUGAUCUUUCUCUUAGCUUACCAGACGUUUUGCUACCUAUUGCUUCCCAUGAUGCAAUCCCAGCAGCUCCUGGUUCCCCCAGUUAUACGAGGAGUGUUCAGUCAUUAUCUAACACAUUUCUCACCAAUUCUGAUGGAUUUACUGCAUCAAUGUCCUUUUCAGGUUCUCAGCAUUUUGUUCACAAUCCAAGUUGUUCGUUAACGCAUAAUUCACUUGACAACUAUGAGCAAUCGGUGGGCAGUCGCCCAAUAUUUCAGGGAAUUGAUCAAAUUUCACAUGGAGCAUGGCAGGGGCAGACUUCAAAUGAGCCCAAGCACAAAGAAGUUCCCUUGUACUCAAGAAUGUUGAUGAAUGGGAAUGGCUCUCUUCAUCACUCUCAAGCAGCAGAAGGUGUUAGAAAUGGUAACUCCAGGCAAGGACAACAUCUUAAAGCUGAAGGAAGCUCUAAAUUACCCAUUGGACUUGAUCGGCAGCUGAGUUUCCAGAAACAGUUGUCAGGGGUACAGCCAUGGCACCACAAUGAUGUUAGAUCCCCCUCACAGAGCAUUGGCUCCCGUGAAACCGGAAAAGAAUAUAGUAAAGAUAAGGAAGUGCUCAGAGAGAAAAAUGGUGGUAGUUUGUAUAGGAGUGGUAGCUUCAAGGAUCAGGAGCAACUUCCAAUAGGUGGAGCUGAUUUCGUUGAGACAAUCAUCGCCAGGAUAGUUUCUGAACCAAUGCAUGUAAUGGCUAGGAGAUUUCAUGACAUGACAGCCCAAUCCAUAGCUUGUCUGAAGGAUAGCGUUCGUGAGAUCAUGUUGAAUGCAGAUAAAAUUAUGCAGCUAUCUGCAAUUCAGAAAGCACUAGGGAACAGGUCUGACAUUACAUUGGAGAUGUUAUCAAAGUCACACCGGGCUCACUUGGAAAUCUUGGUAGCUUUGAAAACUGGUCUUGAAGAUUUUCUUCAGCAAAAUAGUAGUAUUCCAUCAUCUGAGUUAGGUGAGAUCUUUCUGAACUUAAGAUGUAGAAAUCUGAAUUGUCGGAGCCCUUUACCUGUGGAUGAAUGUGAGUGCAAGAUCUGUGUGCAAAAGAAAGGUUUUUGUAGCGCCUGUAUGUGUCUUGUAUGUUCAAAGUUUGACAUGGCAUCUAAUACAUGUAGUUGGGUUGGGUGUGAUGUUUGUCUUCAUUGGUGCCAUGCUGAUUGUGGCUUACGAGAAUCAUUCAUUAGAAAUGGCCGUGGUGAAGCUGGGGCUCAAGGUACUGCUGAGAUGCAGUUUCAUUGUCUUGCUUGUGAUCAUCCUUCUGAGAUGUUUGGCUUUGUAAAGGAGGUUUUCCAAAAUUUUGCUAGAGACUGGAGUGCUGAAACCCUUUCCAGGGAACUUGAAUAUGUCAAGCGGAUUUUUCGCCCCAGUGAGGAUGUGAGAGGGAGAAAAUUGCAUGAUAUUGCUGAUCAGAUGCUGGCAAGAUUGGCUUUUAACUCGCAAAUCCACCUUCCUGAGAUCUAUAAUUAUAUUAUGAGCUUCCUAACAGAAAGUGACUCGGCGAAGUUUGUCCACACUCCUCUCUCUGGAAAGGAGCUUCCAGCUUCUAAUUUUCCUGGAAAAGAAAUACCCAACAAGAACCAAGUACAAGCACACAAUGGGACUGCUGGGACGAGCCAAGAGGCCACAUGGAGAAAUUCUGCUUACUCAGAAAAGUCUCCUCAGUUGGAAAGAGCAUCCAGUCUGCUUCCAAGCUUUGAUUAUGAGCGGAAUGAUAAGCGGACCAUGGAAACAGAGUUGCAGAGAAAUGCUCAAAAGGAUCCUGUUUUUGAUGAAUUAGAAAGCAUUGUGAGGAUCAAACAGGCAGAGGCUAAAAUGUUCCAAUCACGUGCCGAUGAUGCAAGGAGAGAAGCUGAAGGCCUGAGACGCAUAGCAGUAGCUAAGAACGAAAAAAUUGAAGAAGAGUACACAAGUCGAAUUGCAAAAUUGCGUUUGGUUGAGACAGAGGAAAUGCGCAAACAAAAGCUUGAAGAACUCCAUAGUCUAGAAAGGGCUCAUCGGGAAUACUACAAUAUGAAGAUGAGAAUGGAAGAGGAUAUAAAAGAUCUAUUAUUGAAAAUGGAAGCAACAAAACGGAACCUUGCCAUAUGAGUGGCUGCUGCAAGGAUUUUCCUUUUGUAACUGGCACAGUCUCAGGUAAUUGUAUCUUUUAGUGUUAAAAUUUUAAUAUUCCAGUGUUGUAGCUUUAGUGGGUUCUCAGUUCCUGUUGUCUUGUUAUCUUGUUGCAUCUUUCAAUUUAGGGUUUUUUUUUUUCUUCCUUC